AUGGAGACUAAUGGGAAGGUUGAGGUCUCUAAUCACGAGAUCAAGCAGAUUCUUGAGAAGGCGGUCAACCCAAAGCACAAAGACUGGUCGUCAAAGCUUGAUGAGGCAUUGUGGGCCUACCGCACAACAUUCAAAACGCCACUCGGAAUGUCCCCAUUCAAGCUAGUCUAUGGCAAGGUGUUCUAUUUUCCUAUGGAAUUGGAACACAAAGCAUUUUGGGCCAUCAAGAAACUAAAUAUGGAUGUGCAACUUGUUGGAGAAAGAAAAUUGUUGGAGUUGAAUGAAAUGGGUGAAUUUAGAGCUCAGGCAUUUGAAAAUGCCCGCUUUACAAGGAAAAAAUGA
Hibiscus syriacus is the source of this 342-nucleotide messenger RNA. RefSeq lists its product as uncharacterized. The transcript is spliced from 2 exons. Lineage: Eukaryota; Viridiplantae; Streptophyta; Magnoliopsida; Malvales; Malvaceae. The record is from RefSeq and is a predicted model, not a curated record. Gene Ontology annotation, molecular function: nucleic acid binding. The coding region runs from base 1 to 342 and encodes 113 amino acids.